Nerophis lumbriciformis (worm pipefish) is the source of this 3372-nucleotide messenger RNA. RefSeq names its product wingless-type MMTV integration site family, member 9B (gene wnt9b). Gene Ontology annotation, molecular function: cytokine activity; frizzled binding. Gene Ontology annotation, biological process: cell fate commitment; multicellular organism development; neuron differentiation. The record is from RefSeq and is a predicted model, not a curated record. Lineage: Eukaryota; Metazoa; Chordata; Actinopteri; Syngnathiformes; Syngnathidae. Gene Ontology annotation, cellular component: extracellular region.
CAGCGCGAUGACGAGCAGAACCGAGCCGGCACCAUGCGCUCCAGGCUCCCUCGGACCGCCUGCCUCCUGCGGCUCGCUGCACUCUGCAUCCUGCUCCCGCACGCCGCAGCCUACUUCGGGCUGACGGGACGGGAGCCGUUGGUCUUUCUGCCGGGUCCCUUCUCCAACGAGGCUUCCACGGGCAAGGCCUACCUGAAGCAGUGCGAGCAGAUGGUGCUGUCCCGCCGCCAGAAGAGGCUGUGCCGCCGGGAGCCCGGCCUGGCCGAGACGCUGCGGGAGUCGGUGCGCCUCAGCCUGCUGGAGUGCCGGUACCAGUUCCGGAACGAGCGCUGGAACUGCAGCCUGGACGGCCGGGGGAGCCUGCUGAAGAGAGCCUUCAAGGAGACAGCCUUCCUUCUGGCGGUGUCGUCGGCGGCGCUGACCCAUGCCCUGGCCAAGGCGUGCAGCUCGGGCCGCAUGGAGCGCUGCACCUGCGACGACUCCCCCGGCAUCCAGCACCGGGAGGCAUGGCAGUGGGGGGUGUGCGGCGACAACCUCAAGUACAGCACCAAGUUCCUCAAGCGGUUCCUGAGCCAGAAGAGGAUCAGCAAGGACCUGAGGGCUCAGGUGGACGGCCACAACAUCAACGUGGGGAUUAGGGCGGUAAAGAGCGGCCUCAAGACCACCUGCAAGUGUCACGGGGUUUCCGGCUCCUGCGCCGUACGGACUUGCUGGAAGCAGCUGGCUCCUUUCCACGACACGGGCCGGCUGCUCAAGUAUCGCUACGACACGGCCAUGAGGGUGCUCAGCGUCACCAACACCGCCACCGGGGAGAGCGAGCUAGCCGGGCCGCGCCGCCACAGCCUCCGCACCACCGACCUGGUCUACCUGGAGGACUCGCCGAGCUUCUGUCGGCCCUCGCGGUACUCGCCGGGCACCGGCGGACGCACAUGCGCCAAGGACACCAGCUGCCAGAACCUGUGCUGCGGACGGGGCUACAACACGGCCAUGCGUCUCACCAGCCUGUCGUGCCACUGCCAGGUGCGCUGGUGCUGCCAUGUGGAGUGUCAAACCUGUGUCCGGGAAGAGGAGGUCUACACUUGCAAGAGCACGUAGGCCUGAAAAUAAGACGGAACUCCAAGAGCCACUGAGAUUGCGCAGGGAACUAAUCACCACACUCGCAUUUGGCCGAACUGUGCACAAGGACCACAAAUGACUACCUAGGAGGCGCACAUCAUAACAUCUCCUCGUGUCCGAUGGUACAAGUCUGAACAAGCUCCAUCCUUGUCUGUGGCUAGCUAUGCUAUGCUCACAAUAGCCAUCACUAGUGCUUUAAGUUGGGUUGAACAAGAAUUCAAGACGUGUUUCAACCGAGUUAAGUUCGGUUCACGAGCUGCGCCAGCUAUGUAAAUAGCGUCACGUCAUAGCGUGAGGUGCCAGAGAAUUCCACAAUAUGUCUUCAAGAUGGGGGACAGUAACGGAAGACAUUUGGUGGUCUUUCUUGGGAGGUUUUGUAGCCUAACUAUAAAGUACAAACUAAGGGUUCGAGGCUAGGUGGAUCCUAUGUAAAAAGCUUGAGAGACUUCUGUUGUUCUUUGUCAAGACUACUACGAAUGUUCUUUUACGGAAAAGUUUGCCACUCGUUACUUUGUCGUACAGGUUCUUCGCACACCUUCAGUCAUAACUAUAAAUGACAAAAUAUCUGCCAAUGCUGCUCUCAGUCUGCUAUAGCUAACAUUAUCACUGUCCACAAAGUCCGUACUUUUCCCAGACACAAAUUAUUUGGUUUUCUAGAUAGUACAUCUUACGAUGUUUUUGGCAAUUUACAUCAAAAACCGAAGUUUGGUCAACUAUUUGUAAGCAAUGUGUGUAUUUGUGAUGCACCACUUAACCACUAGGGGGAGCACAGAGUCCCCAACCGAUUUGCCACACCAUAAACAACAGCGGUAGUCAAUCGCAUAGCCCCUUUUGCAAAUUAGUUUGACGUAUACAAACACAUAUACAUUACAAAAAAAACCUGGUUAUUUGACAUUUUUGUUUAGCACAAUUCUACGCAUUGGUCAUUCUAACCGAAAAUAUCAAAUUGAUGUUUAAUAAUAAUAAUAAUAAUCCAUCCAUCCAUUUUCUACCGCUUAUUCCCUUCGGGGUCGCGGGGGGCGCUGGAGCCUAUCUCAGCUACAAUCGGGCGGAAGGCGGGGUACACCCUGGACAAGUAAUGAUAGAUUUUAUUUGUAAAGAGCACUUUACAUUGAGCAAACAACCUCAAAGUGCUACAGUGUAUUAAAAAAAAAUUAAAAGAUAAUUAAAAGAAAAUUAGAACAGCCGAAUAGCUAGAACUAGUAUGCAUAUAUCUAAAAAAAAAAGAUUUUUUAAAAAGAAGGGUUUUAAAGCCUUUUUUAAAAGCAUCCACAGUCUGUGGUGCCCUCAGGUGGUCAGGGAGAGCGUUCCACAAACGGGGCGGUCUGGGGAAGUUGUGAGUUGAACUAACUACCGGUAAAUACAAUGUAAGUCAAAACACGCAGUAAAGACAGUGUUUUUAAUUGCACCGCUACACCACUAUGGGGUAAACAUUGCUUCUCACUCACUCGUGACAAUAUGAAACAAAAAAAAUAUCGCACAGACCUCUAGCUCAUGACUUUCACAAUUUACUCCGAAACGCUGAAAGUCAAUGUUACUCAACGUUUUUACGUGGGAGAGUUCCUCAUAAUUGUGUUUUGUUCGAAAUGCAAUUAUCAAACGAGUUAGUAUAAUCUUUGCUGUUUAAAAAUCAUAAUACAAUGGCAGGGUAUGGCUCAAAAUAUGGCGUAAAGCAGGGGUGUGAAUCUUUGGGCACCUAACGAUUCGAUUCGAUUUCUGGGGUUACCAUUCGAUUCAUUAUCGAUUCACAAUCGAACACCAUGGUCCAUUUUACCAAUUUUUGCAAUGUAUUAUUUGUUGUAAUAUUUAUAAUGAACAUUUUUCAAAACCAGUUACAGGUUAGAAAAGCUCCCCCUGGUUGCAUUGAGAUAGCCUAAAAACAUAUUUUUUAAAAUGGAACACAAAAAAAAUAUUUUUUAAAUUAUGAAUCGAUUAGAAUCGAGAAUAGGGGGGGACCCGAGAAUCAAGGGACUUCCAGUAUUAGCGUUUUUUUAUUUUUUAUUCUUGAAUGAUACCCAACCCUCCAGCUAGGUAUAUUAGUUGCCUCCAAUUAGUUGUGCUAAAACAUGCUUGCAUACAUUAAAAGAUCCUUUGAAGCAGGGGUGUCCAAAGUGAGGCCCUGGGGCAAAUUUCGUCCCGCAGCUCGUUUUUUUAUUGGCCGUUGACAGAUUGCAAAAAAUUUAUUUAUGUUAUCACUAGAGCUGUCGAACGAUUCAGUUUUUAAGUUAGAUUAAUCACGAUUACCGUAAUCAAAAG